This is a messenger RNA of Sycon ciliatum, 1535 nucleotides long. Its product is annotated as phosphatidylcholine transfer protein-like. The record is from RefSeq and is a predicted model, not a curated record. Gene Ontology annotation, molecular function: phosphatidylcholine intramembrane carrier activity; phosphatidylcholine binding. NCBI's taxonomy places the organism in Eukaryota, Metazoa, Porifera, Calcarea, Leucosolenida, Sycettidae. Bases 139 to 909 code for a protein of 256 amino acids. The transcript has 3 exons.
UUGACAGGACACACAUUUUGACUGUUGUGUCAUGAGCCGAGUUUGAAUACUGUACUCGACUCAUACAUACGUAUACAGUCCGUGCAAGUGGCGGUUAGUACCGAUUUGAGUGUGGCGGACUGAAUAAUUGGAAGAAAAAUGGUAUUGUCAAGUAUCACGGCAGCACUCGGGCUGCAGGGCUGGUUUGGCGGAAGCACAGGACCGACGACGUCCUCAGCGAAUGAGAAAGGAAUGGCGACGAACAGUGAUGAUGGCCCGCAGCUCGAGGCCUUCAGUGAUGCUGCCUUUGAGAAUGUGCUGAAGCAAAUGAAGAGCCCUGAUCUGACGGGCUUCGAUCUCUUUGCUGACACCCGUGGAGUGCAGGUAUACAGACGGAUGAAGGGAGACUCCGGACUGUACGAAUACAAGGUCAUCGGAGUUCAGAGCGGUGUGGAUGCUAGGACGUGUGCACGCGUCAAUGUGGACCUCGACUACCGAAAGAAGUGGGAUAAGUACGUCAACCAACUUCACAAGCUAAAGGAGUACUCAUCCGGCCUGCAAGUCAUCUACUGGCAGGUGGCGUACCCGUUCCCGAUGACGAACCGCGACUACUUCUUCUACCGGCGUACGCGAGAGAUGACGUUCACGACGGAGGCCGGCCGCCAGCAGCCGGCCUGGGUCACCAUUGGCGAGACGGCGCCCGCAGACCCCGUGCUCUGCCCGGAGACGAAGGCGCUGCGCUGCGACGAGUACCAGCAGACGAUGGCGAUAACCGGGGACGAUGCCGGUACCGGCUCUCGCCUCUUCCUGCACUGCUUCGACAACCCGAAAGGCAGCAUACCCACGUGGCUCAUCAACUACUUUGCGUCCAGUGGUGUCUCGUCGUACCUCGACAGCGUCAAGAAAGCAGUUCAAGACUACAAGGAUUGAGUUCAGAGCGCAUGUUCUGCAAUCGAAAUGUUGCUGCCAAGCCCCCCAACCCCGAAUAAUGACUUCGUCCGUUCACUCCCUGUUCUGUGAUUGGAUGUAAGUUAUCAUAUAAUGACUCCGUCCGUUCACUCCCUGUUCUGUGAUUGGAUGUAAGUUAUCAUGUAACCUCCAGGAAGACUAGUAUCUCGAGAUGCCUAGCUUCGAGUGCGUGCAGGCUGCGAGUCGCUCAGAACUGGCCACUGGCGGACGGCCGAGCUCCUGUCACGCUCCGCACUGCCCCCCACUAGUUAGUCUUCUGUAAGGCCUCCUACCCUGGUGCAUGCACACAGCUUCAUACCCAUGAAGUAAAAGUGCUACGAGUACACCACCCCGCUGGCUUCCAGUAAGCCAGCACUAAUAGUUUAUGUGGCCUUCUUGUUUCCCGCUGCGCGCGAAAUGCUCAGACAUACCACUCCCUUCCCGCCGCUGGAAUUUCGCCGUCUGUUCAGUAUUUUACCUUAUUUAUUUUUUACUCAAUUCUGUUGUAUUUGAUUCCGAGAUAUUCCUGUCAUCAGACUUCGCGACUCGUGGUGAUUUUUAACUGUACGCCUGGCAGUGGGCUAGAUGCGGCGUGAACGCACCGUGGA